CCAGGCAGAAAGAGGUCCUCUGGCUAGAAACCUCCCGCCGCAGCUCCGUCCUUUGAGAUUCGCCUCUUCUGCAGAGUCAAGCCGCCCGGCGCCCCCCGAAAAAUGAUGGGGCUGCCCCAUUUCUGCCUCUUCGCGCUCUUCUGCCUCGGCGGCGUCUCUCAAAACGUCCCCCGGCUAAAGCUGAUCCCAAAAGACGCCAUGAUCCAAACGUUCAACCAGAAAGAACGGCUGAUGGCCAUGUUUCACGAGGCCGGGUCCCCUCAGGUGGUGGUGGGGGGCCGAGGGACAGUCUGGAUCCUGACCUUUGUGGGCUCAGAAAUCACCCCCACCCAGGUCCCGGUGCGCGUGGAAGAGAAAGCGGAGAAGGAUUGUAAAAAGGCGGCGAAGGGACAUUGCGAUAACUUCAUCCAGCUGAUUGAAAGGGUGGAGAAUAAUACCCUAGUCUGUGGAACGAACGCAGGUUUCCCCAAAUGCUGGAUUCUGGUCAACUCGACAUUGCAGAAAACCAGCCAGGGCCAAUUUGUCACCGUGCAAGGAGACAGCAUCGUUUCAGGCUCGCCCUCCCAAAAUGCUGUAUCCAUUGCCAUCGAAGACAGCCUUUAUUCCGCCUUAUCCGGGAACAAAAGCUCCAUCCAGCGGAGUUACGGACGGAAAAAAGGGAUCAAGACGAGGGAGAGUUGGCUAAGCCACGCCGAAUUUGCAGGAGCGGCUCUGUUCCCGCAUGAAGACCGGAAGGAAGACGAAAUUUUCUUCUUCUACAAUGAGGUCAACCAGUCAGCUGGGCUGGACGAGGAGCCCUACAAAACUUGGCUUGGACGUGUCUGCAAGGUGGAUCAGGGAGAGAAGCCAGUCCUGGCUGAUUCCUGGAGCACCUUCCUCAAAGCAAGGCUGGUGUGUGGACGCCCCCACGAACCCACGCUUUUCCACCAGCUGCAGGAUGCCUUUGUCCUCAGAGAGGCUGGCCAGACCAAGGCGGUGUUAUACGGGGUCUUCUCCAGCCCAUGGGGCUCUUCAGCUGUUUGUUCAUACUCGAUGAAGGAAAUCAGCUCCAAUCUUGAAAAGUCCAAAUUCAAGGAUGCUACAGGCUCCAUUCCUCAUCCCAGACCUGGCACGUGUGUUGUACCAGAUUCCAGCUCCGUCUCCAGAAUGGUGACCUUCAUUAAAGAUCACCCGGAGUUAGAAACCGUUAUCUACCCAGAUGAGAAGCAACCGCUGUAUGUCCUUCAGACGAACGACUCCUACACUCAGGUAGUGGUGGACAAAGUACGGGAUGCCAGCAACGUCUCCCAUGACGUCCUCUUCCUUGGAACUGCAAAAGGGAAGAUUCAUAAAGUUCUCCGAAGCAAAGAACGGACGGUGAUCAUUGCUGAGAUCAGCCCCUUCAAGAAUGAAGCACCUGUCAGGAACAUGAUUCUGGAUGCCACCACGGGCCAUCUCUACGUGAGCACCGAGUUUGAAGUGACGCGUCUGCCCCUGAAAGACUGCAGCCAGUAUAAUGAAAAUUGCUGGAGGUGCAUCUUGGCCCGGGACCCUUACUGUGGGUGGGACGCAGCUGGAAAGAGUUGUUCUGCCGUCUCCCAGGAAAACCACGCCAACAGGUUGAUUCAGAGCCUGGAUGCACCAAGCACCACGCAGGCGUGCAAAACAGCUGAAGGAAAAUUAGCCCAGGCUGCCAUCAAGAAAGUCAACGUGGAUCGCACGGCUUACGUCUACCUGCCCUGCCCUCUGAGGUCACACCACGCCACCUACAGUUGGGUCAAGGACAGCAAGGUUUACCCCUGUUCCAUGGAAGAUCAAUCGUGCACACUCCGCUUUGGCCAGGACCUGCCGAUGGAUGAGGGGGUCUUCAAAUGCACUGCUAGAGAAGAAGGUUACAAGGAGGAAAUUACGGCUUUCGAAGUCAGUCUCAGCAGCGGAAGGAUUCUGGAGCUCGCUCUGAGGGCUUCAGGCGCCGUGCUCCUUGCCAUAACGAUUCUCUUGCUAUAGACCAGAUCCCUAGCGGAGGAAUGGAUUCCAUCAUACUGCCAACAAUCUCUUUUUCAUUUCUCCCCCUUUUUAAAUAACGGGCUUUGGACGCAUCCAGCCGCUCCUACAAAUUCUCUUGGCCAUGCAGAUUGACCCCAGGUUGCAGGAGAGAGACGUAGGGCUCUGUCUGGAUGCCUCACACAUGCGUUUUUCCUCCUCUAGGUCACCAGGCUGUCCAACCGUAAACCCAAGGUUGGUCUUUUGGUCAUUUCUAAAAGAACACAAGCUUUAAGCAGGGGGGGAGAGCCAGUAAGAGUUAAGGCAGGUGCAAGGAGAACAAAUGCUUUGUCUGGAGAGAUAUAGCAAUCGAAGAGUUUAUUCUCGUCUGGAAGUGGAAUUUAAGAAAGUCCCUCUAAGUCAUGGGGACUUCAUCUGGCUUCCUGGUCACCCUCCCCAACUUGGUUUGCUCCCAGCUUUGAAGGGCCAAAUGCUCCCAAGUUGUGCAAGAAAUAUAUCCUGGGCACGACCUCCGACCCUGUCUUUUUAACCCUUCUGGUUGCAUGUGCUACGCCACGGCGAAUUGUUUUAUUGCUGGAAAGAACGAAGCCAGUUACGCCUUCCGGUUGAGCCCUGGAGGAGUUGAGCAUUUUUUAUUUUGUGGCCAGGGAAUGUGCCUGAUGGUUCAACUCACACCUGGGGUCCAAAAUCUCAUCUUGAAUAACGUCCCCCAGAUAAGGUAACGUCACCUUAAGAGACUCGCAGCCGGAGGAAUGUCCAUGGGAGGAAGGAAACGGGCGAUGGAGCAAUAUUUCACCGUAUCUCACAGCUAGUUGGAUCGAUCCGGCUCCAGGGACGAUGCCCGGAACAGUGCUCAGAAUCCUUCGUCCGUCGCAAGCAUCCGUGGCUCAUUUUGAGUUGUGCUACCGUUACAUGGAUUUUAUUCCCGUUCGGCACUGAAGCAUUGCACCUGGGAAGUGUAUUUUCACCAGGCUAUGCUGCACCGGACUUGACUGCACGACCACUGUCAAACUGCUUUGCGUCUGCGUGUUCAGUCUUUCCACGGUGGACUUUCCAUGGCUCUAGCUUGGCGGGGGGGGGGGGGCUUCUGAACUAUGAUGGGCUCACGCUGUUUCUAUUUCCUCAAAGGGUCUGGAUGAGUCUUGUAUCGAGCCAGCAGCAUCAUGUGCCUGCUAAAAAAGCGAAUGCCACCUUCAGCUAUAUUAACAGAAGCAUCGUGCCCCAGAAAACAGGAAGUAAUAGUUGGGUUCUGUUCCGUGUUGGUUAAGAUAGGCCUUCUCUAUCACGUGUGCCGUUCCAAGGGCCGCUUUUAUGAAGGACGUAGAUACAUCAUGGGUAGAAAGGCAGUUAAGUAGAGGGUGUCAGCCAUCGCUCAGGGAGUUCGAUAUAGUUCAAGGGUGAAGGUAUUGGAAGUGUAGGUCCAGGUUUAAAUCCAUUUUCAGUCAUGGAAGCUCCCUGGAUGAUUUUGGCCCAGUCCCCCCCUCUCAGCCUAAACUACCCCACAACUGAACUCCUGGAGAAAAGACAGGAUAUAAAUUUAACAAAUAAAUAUAUGCCUUAGCUGCAUCUCAAAUGGCAGAACUAGGAUUAAGCUAGAUGGUCUCUGAGAUUGCUACACAUUCAUAAUUUCUUCCCUCCUUCCCGUGAUCUUUUCCAUCUUUCCCUCGAAAGUUAUGACCUCUCUUUUUUAGAAUUAUUGUUAUGGAUUUUUUUUUAAUAGAAAAGUUGUAAGAAAUCUACCUGCAGAAAAGAAGAGAGUUGGAGGGUAGAAAAUACACAUUUCUAGGGGGAAGGAAUAAGGAACCUGUAAAUCAUCUAGGAGGUGCUUUGCUAAGAGUUGCGUUCACGUUAAUGGAAAGAAACUCUUCUCUAUGCAAAAGAAAAAAUGCAUAAUUUUUUUUUUUUUUACUAGUGUGUCCAUUGAUCUCAGAAAAAAGUCAAACAAAGAGCUACGGUCCACCUGAAUGCUGUUCAAUUAAACUUAGCGCAUCUCCCCAUGAACCUCCCAACGCUGAUUAAAAUCCCUGGAGUCUGCAAAUUUCUGUGCUGUCUUUUCAUAGGGCCUGACAUUAAAGUCCAAAUGGCUUUUCCAGGAAAUAAGAAAGCAUAGAAGCUCUUUGAUUUUCCUUUCCAGCACAGUAAUAGAGAAGCAGAAACACGUUCCAGGUAGGGAGAAAGUGGAAGAAAAUGGAUUUAGACCCCAAAGAAAGGGAGACUGUCAGCUGAUGUCUGGCUCUAUGAUUUGAGGGUUUAAUUAUCGUCCUUUCCAAUAAUUCAGUUUGGUUUCUGCAAUUACGAUCACCCCGUGUACGUACAAGCCAUGAUGAUUAAACGGCAGCUUGCAAAUCUCAGUCUCUGUUCAAAAGAAACAAACACGUUUCUCGUCCUUGUGGUUCCGGAUCUUAUUUAUGGAUUGCUUUGCUUGUUUGUAAUGUUAUCUGUCAUUUGCCAAUACAUGCAGUUACA
Messenger RNA from Python bivittatus (Burmese python), 4449 nucleotides. RefSeq names its product semaphorin-7A-like. The record is from RefSeq and is a predicted model, not a curated record. Gene Ontology annotation, biological process: negative chemotaxis; axon guidance; neural crest cell migration. Gene Ontology annotation, cellular component: plasma membrane. Gene Ontology annotation, molecular function: semaphorin receptor binding; chemorepellent activity. NCBI's taxonomy places the organism in Eukaryota, Metazoa, Chordata, Lepidosauria, Squamata, Pythonidae.